CUAAAUGUGUCGCCAAGUGUAAAGCUAAAUAUUUAGAAAAUAUUCAAAUCCCCAAUGAAACCACGCCCGCUUCAAAUCGCGCGGCAAAGAUCGAGCGGCAAAGUCAAAGACAAAGACAAAGACAAAGUCAAGCAGGCAUGGCCGGUUCUCUCGGAGUCCAGGACAUCGAACGGGUGGUUAUUGCAGCUGUACGGGCUGCACUCCAGGGUGUAGCUCCCCCGGUCCAGUCCACAUCAGCAACGGUUUCAACACCAGCGGUGCCCAGUGCCUCAGGCACUUCCAACUUUGCCACCACCGUCACAUCACUGAGAUCAGCUCCUCUGCCAUCCAUCCCGCUACGUAAUCGGGCUCAAUCGGGAUACUUGAGACGAAGGAAUGUCAAAACAUACACGUAGGAUGUUGUAUGUUUAACUUUUUCACCGGGGGUAUCGGUCUUCAUUAUACCCAGAGGAGAAACUCGGACCAGGUUAGCUACGGCUGGCCUUGUUGGAAAAAAUUAUUUUUCCACAGAAUGGUCUGAAGACCAAGUGAGAGCUGAAAUAACAGCUAUCUUCAGUGGAGCAUUUGGCUUAUCAGAGCACCAGUCACUUCCAUUUCAGUUUUUGAGCACCAUCAAGGGGUGUAAAAAACUGAUGAUACCGAAGGUCACCUCCAAUUUCCCCUGGGGUGGUAAAGAAGUUGCCUCCGUCUGUUCCAGCACAUGCCUGUAUAUUAUGGCAGAAAUGGAAGUUCCUGCACAGAACUGUAGUGUGGAGCUGUCUGAUGACAGUGAUUUUGAAAGCCCGGUUGUACAACGAAGGAGAGUGACUCGGAGAGAUGCACCGUCCAGAGCCCAGAGCGAACACUGUGAGAGGCAAGAGAGGGUGGAAGCCAGUGCUCCUCCAUCUAAUGAUGGGAUGGACCUACAGGGACAGCGAGGGCCAAAUGAAGCUAUGAAUCACUUUGCAGUGACUCAGAGACAUGCACCGUCCAGAGCCCAGAGCGAACACUGUGAGAGGCAAGAGAGGGUGGAAGCCAGUGCUCCUCCAUCCGAUGAUGGGAUGGACCUACAGGGACAGCGAGGGCCAAAUGAAGCUAUGAAUCACUUUGCAGAUUUCAUUCCUAUUGAUAUUGAAGAAGAUGAAGCCAUUGAGGAGGCCAUCAGACGCAGUCUUUUAGAAGAGUCUGUGCAGCCCUCACAGGAUUCAAGGUUUGCAGAAAGUUUGAGCAUAGAAGAAAUUACAGGAAUUGUGAAAGCUCACAGUGAGAGGGUUGUCACAGAAGCAUACAGACCAAUCUACAUCAGCCGAGGGAACGUGUGGACAACUGCCCUCCGACAGUUUAGUAGACGGAAAUUCACUGAGUGCACCGAUCUGCUGUAUGUCACCUUUGCCAGUGACGAAGGCACCAACGAAGAUGGAGAAGACCUCGGAGGGCCACGGCGAGAAUUCCUCCGUCUGCUUGUUAAAGCCAUCUUCAAAGAGAGUGGAGCAUUUGAAGAGUCUCUAAAUGGCUUCACUCCAAGAAUGAACAUUUCUCAUGUGCAGAAUGGAGUGUACCGCACUAUUGGACAGAUGAUGUCUACCAUCAUCGUCCAGGGUGGUGAACCUCCAGCCCUCCUUUCUCCUCUGGUAGUGGACUACCUUCUGACAGGACACAUCUUUCAGUUGAAGGUCACUCCAGAGGAUGUAGCUGACAUGGAACUGAGAGAAGCCCUGAAGAAGGUUGAUCAAGCAUUAACCACAGAGGAGCUGGAGCAAGCAGUGGAAUGCUGUGACUCAUGGAGAUACCAACUCGAAGGUCUUCCGAACCCAGUCAGCAUGGACAACAAAGAUGCAUUUGUGCAGAAUGCAAUACUUUUCCAUGUCGUCAUUCAACGACAGAGCUGCUAUGAUCAGUUAGUUGAGGGUUUGAAGUACUACGAGGUAAGUUUAGACUUAAAUGUAACUAAUUGCAUUCUAGUGUACAACAGAUGGUGAAUUGCUUGUGCAUGAUUUUUAUAGCACACUGGAACACUGUUCAGUCCCAUUCAAAAUAAACAAUGUGAAUUAUCUACAGAUCGCACGAGUGUUCAGACACCGACUACAUUACUUGCCCAC
Gadus morhua (Atlantic cod) is the source of this 2078-nucleotide messenger RNA. RefSeq names its product G2/M phase-specific E3 ubiquitin-protein ligase. Gene Ontology annotation, molecular function: ubiquitin-protein transferase activity. The record is from RefSeq and is a predicted model, not a curated record. The coding region runs from base 633 to 1958 and encodes 441 amino acids. The transcript has 10 exons. Lineage: Eukaryota; Metazoa; Chordata; Actinopteri; Gadiformes; Gadidae.